CGGGGCUGCUGCAAGCAGGGAUACCUGCAUACAUCAAGAUAACACGGGAGUUUAAUCUCAAUUAGAUGACAGUCUAAUUAACGGUGCUGGUGACUGCGCCAAAACGCGCACACACAUUGGAGAUUUUCUCCGCCCGCACAUCCAACUUUUCUUUUCCUCCGCUUCACGGGCUGACCCCUCGCUCGCUGGUUCGUACCGAGGCUCUGUGCUCAUCACUUGGACUUGGAUCUCCUGUGCUGUAAAAGCCGCAUCGGCUGUCUUAUCUGUGAUGGGGGCAGCGGCGGAGGUUGGGAGCUUCGUCAACGGAUUUCUGGACAGCUUUGGCCCCGCGGGUGCCGCUUCGGCUCCCGUCGGCUCUCAUUUCGUUCUCACCCCAGCCGGGGCGGUGGACUACAACUCGGUGACCGGACUAAUGAUGGGGGGACAGGGACAGCAGCAGGAGCACCUAGUGUCCGCGGAGAGGCUGUCCCGGAGCCUGGCGGACCUCAGCCAUCUGAAGGGGAUUCUGAGGCGGCGGCAGCUCUACUGCAGGACCGGCUUCCACCUGGAGAUCCGUCCCGACGGCACCGUGCAGGGCACCAGGAAGGACCACAGCAGAUUCGGUAUUUUGGAGUUCAUCAGUCUAGCUGUGGGACUUGUCAGCAUCAGAGGGGUGGACAGUGGACUCUACCUCGCCAUGAACAGCAAGGGAGAACUGUACGGAUCUGAGAAGCUGUCUGCAGAGUCCGUUUUUAGGGAGCAAUUUGAAGAAAACUGGUACAACACCUACUCAUCCAACAUCUAUCGACAUGGAGAAAGAGGGGCAUUUUACUUUGUUGCGCUGAACAAAGAUGGGACGUCCCGGGAUGGAACGAGGUCGAGGCGACAUCAGAGGUUCACGCACUUCUUACCGAGGCCUGUAGACCCGGACAGAGUACCAGAGCUGUACAGAGACAUACUGGGCCAGAGCUGAGACUGAAGGGGCGUUACCUUGACCCCAUCAGAGCUGCAAAGCAAGUGCACCUAAUCCUAACCCACUCUUGAGGGAGAUGGAAGAUCUUGUUGAUCUGGACAAAACAGGAUCAUAAACAGUGCACCAAAUCAACACUCCCCACUGAUGGCAUGGAGGAAGGACAGAGAUCCUUUCUGAACCACACUAGCCGGGGAGCUUGACUGAACAGCACCAGGGAUCUUCUGUGGAAGAUGUAAAGGCCCCUUACACAGACACAAACACUUGGGCCCCUAAUAUUGCCCCUUUAUGGGCCUAUGCAGAGGCCCUGGUGGCCAAACAGACAAGUCAUGGAUUUGAGUUUCCACUUCUUAAAUCCAGCUACCUGCUUGUCCAAACUGCAUGUUCAGGAGGUCAAAAGUAUGGGAACUAGGAGGUGAGAUUAACAACUAGCUGCUAGCGUCUUUCUGCUGUGGCUGCUGAGUCUUGUCAAUUCCACUGUUUUCAGUUAUUUUUAUUCAAAUCACUACUGUGGCUGCUAAGUAAAUGAUUUAUUGAAAUGUUUAAUCCACUAUACCGUGUGGCUGGUUUACAAAAAAAGAUAGUUUCAUGCACUGGAAACCAGCCAUGUCUGUUGUGGGAAACGGGUCUGAGAGCUGGGGGAAUCAUCUCCAUCGGACUGACUGUUGAGAUGGUGCGGACGGAUUCCCUUUGAAACUGCUCCAAAGAGAGAUGCUGCUCAGAAAAUAUGACUUUUCUACAAAGUGCAUGAGGAACAAAAGAAGAAGGAUGGGUCCAGUGGAGUUUUAUAAGGACUUCUUCUGUGGUGUCCCGUGGUGGAUUACUGCGUGUUCUGUUGGAACUCUAGAGACUCAUCUAGACCCCAGUGAAGGAAUUCGGUUGUUCUCACACUGACUGCAGUCAAACAACGAGCACGGGACCGACAAAGACACCCUUACAAACCUGUUGGCAGAUUUUAUUCUUAUUUAUGAAUUUUUGU
This is a messenger RNA of Epinephelus lanceolatus (giant grouper), 1928 nucleotides long. Its product is annotated as fibroblast growth factor 20-like. The record is from RefSeq and is a predicted model, not a curated record. Lineage: Eukaryota; Metazoa; Chordata; Actinopteri; Perciformes; Serranidae. Gene Ontology annotation, molecular function: growth factor activity.